This is a messenger RNA of Lactuca sativa (garden lettuce), 1129 nucleotides long. Its product is annotated as binding partner of ACD11 1. Lineage: Eukaryota; Viridiplantae; Streptophyta; Magnoliopsida; Asterales; Asteraceae. The record is from RefSeq and is a predicted model, not a curated record.
AUGGCUUUAGUUUCAUAUGGAACCAAACAUACUGAUGCUAUUUGAAUGCUCAUGUAUCAUUGAUUCAUUGCUCUGUUGAUCUUCAUUUUCUAUUUAGAUCAGUGGAAAAGCUUCUAUACAUGCCUAUGCAUAAAACAACUAUGUCAAUUUGAGUAUAUUGCAUCAGCCAUGUAAACAGUUCUAUUCUUUAUUUUAUUUUUGCAUCAUGUCGAUUUGAGUCUAUUCUUAUCUUGAUAGGUAAGAACUGUGAAGGUUAUCAAUGUUUCCUUAAGUGCUUCCGAGCAAGACAUCAAGGAAUUCUUUUCGUUUUCUGGUGAUAUUGAAUAUAUUGAGAUGAAAAGUGAGAAUGAGCGAGCUCAAAAUGCAUUCGUCACUUUCAAGGAGCCUCAAGGUGCAGAGACUGCAGUUCUACUCUCGGGAGCAACUAUAGUUAACCAAUCUGUUACCAUUGUUCUUGCACCAGAGUACACUCUCCCUCCUUUUACAACUACACUUUCAGAUCAACAAAACACCGCAACAGGGGGGCAAGGUGUGGGAGGUGCUGAAUCUGCUGUUCAAAAAGCAGAAGAUGUCGUGAGCAGUAUGUUGGCAAAAGGUUUCAUACUGGGAAAAGAUGCAGUAAACAAAGCCAAAUUGUUUGAUGAGAAAGUCCAGUUUACAUCAACAGCUGCAGCAAAAGCAGCUACAAUAGACCAGAAGAUUGGUCUAACUGAGAAAAUCAACCUGGGGACAACAUUAGUGAAUGAGAAAGUGAAAGAGAUGGAUCAGAAGUUUCAGGUGUCUGAAAAGACAAAAACGGCCUUUGCGACUGCAGAGCAGACUGUAAGUGUUGCGGGAUCUGCCCUUAUGAAGAACCGGUAUGUGCUGACUGGGACCGCCUGGGUCGCCGGAGCUUUCAGCAGGGUGACGAAAGCCGCCGGAGAAGUGGGACAGAAGACCAUGGAGAAGGUGGCGGUGGAAGAACAGGCGGCUGGAACGGGAACCACCAGGACUACUCAUCAAGAACCACCGCCUACUUCUACACACCCUGCUACUAGUUGAACAAGAGCACCACAUGAUCAGGUCUUGUUGCUUCAGUCAAGUGUUAGGCUGUAGAUUAUGCAGGAUUUAUGGAUUUUAUUAUUAUGAA